CAAGAGAGGAGUGAUGCAAGCUAGAUUUCAGUCAAUAAUGCAUGCAGAUGAAAGUCACAUGCACGUUUCGUCUUUGUCAUUUUCCGGCAGCAAAUAAUUUGCCCAAAUAAAUAUGAAAAGAGAAAAUAAAAAGCCAAUUAAGAACCCGGCCAGCCAAAUCACAAGUAGCUAGUAGCUAGCAGCAACUUUAAUUUGCCAUGGCCGAGUUGGUGAAGAAAUUAGCCGUAAAGGUCACGCUUAUUAUCUUGUUUUUUGUGAUGGGGCAUUACUCGGAGCAAGUUCAUGAUCUUCCACAGUCUGGGGCUAUGCAGAACAUCAUGCGGCAGCUGAGAUCCCCGGCAGAGCUAAGCAGCUGGAGCGAUUUCUGCAACAUUCCACUCCCAAUCCUAACCCUCGUUUGCUAUGGGGAGAACAUAACGCAGCUUCAUAUCACUAGCCAAUUCCUGCCCCGAGAUAUCUCCACUUCCGCCCUUUUCUCCAAUCUCCAAGGCCUCCCUGACUUGAAGGUCCUCUCUCUAGUGUCUCUGGGUCUCACGGGCCCUCUCCCCUCAAGCAUUGGGCUUUUAUCUUCUUUGGAGAUUCUGAACAUAAGCUCAAACUGCUUCAGUGGUAGCCUUCCUGUGGAGAUGUCGUCUCUCAAGAGCCUCAGGACACUUGUCUUGGACAAUAACAGGUUCGCAGGCCAGGUCCCUGAAUGGCUGGCUUCACUCCCUGCUUUGACUCUUCUGAGUUUAAGAAAUAACUCUUUCACUGGUUCACUGCCCAAUUCUUUGGCUACUUUAGAACCAUUAAGAACCCUUGUUGCUUCUGCAAAUAAUCUGUCCGGGAAUCUGCCCGAUUUUCACAAAUUGAGAAAUCUCCAGGUUGUUGAUUUGGAGGGCAAUGGUUUUGGGCCCAAUUUCCCCAGCCUGCCAACAAAGUUAGUGUCUUUGGUGUUGAGGAAGAACAGGUUCGGGUUUGGGAUUCCAGAUGGAGUAGUCAAGUGUUACCUGUUAAAAAAGAUGGACGUUUCUUUGAAUGAGUUUGCGGGGCCCUUCCCCCCAUCUCUGUUGACAAUGCCAUCGAUCGAUUAUCUGGAUGUUUCUGGUAAUAAACUGACGGGGAAGCUCUUCAAGAACAUGUCAUGUAACCCGGAACUCUGGUAUGUGGGACUGUCAUCGAACCGCUUGACCGGGGAAUUGCCCGAGUGUUUGGAGCCGGGAAACGGUCACAUAAAGGUUUCAUACUGGGGCAAUUGUUUGUCAAAUAAUGCAGAUCAAUGGCAGCAUGGUUAUGAGUUUUGUCGCAAUGAAGCAAUGGCUGUGGGAGUUGUUCCUAGGAGGAAACAUGAGGAGAAAAAGGGACGUACUAAAGCCGUCCUCAUCGCGUCGAGCAUCAUAGGGGGGCUUGUUGGAGGGGCGGCGCUCAUUGGAUUGGCGGUCUUCUUUUGUGUAAAAGAGAAAUUUGCUGACAAGACGCCGCGUGUGAGGCAGAUCAUGGAAGACGUGUCACCCGCGUACACGCUGAAGCUACUAAAUGACGCCAGGUAUAUUUCUGAAAGCAGGAAGUUGGGACUGCUGCUUGGCUUCCCCCCUUAUCGAACUUUUGGUUUGGAUGAGCUAAGGGAGGCUACUAAUAACUUUGACGCAUCCAAUAUAAUAGCCGAAGGCUCUUGUGGUCAGAUAUACAAAGGCUUGCUAACCGACGGAACUGUGGUUGCUAUAAGAGCCUUGAAGAUGAUGAAGAAACAUAGCAUCCAACACUACACUCACCAACUUGAACUCAUCUCCAAAAUCAGGCAUUGCAACUUAGUUAGUGCUAUAGGCCACUCCUUUGAGUAUUAUCAGGAGGAUAAUAAUCAUUCAUGCGUCACCACAAUAUUUCUUGUAUUUGAAUUUGUGCCCAACAGAACUUUGAGAGAAGCCAUUUCGGAUGGGCAAAAGUUUUCUUGGUCACAGAGGAUGGCGGCUGCGUUAGGAAUAGCAAGGGGAAUCCAGUUUCUUCACACAGGGAUAGUUCCUGGCAUCUUCUCAAAUGAACUCAAGAUAACAAAUAUCUUACUGGCGGAUCAUCACAUCCAUGUCAAAAUCAGCAAAUACAAUCUCCCUUUGUUAGCAGCAGCGGCAGCUGAGAAUAAUAAGUGUGAUUUUAAGGAAAAAGAUGAUGUCUAUGGCUUUGGAGUUAUUUUACUUGAGAUGAUAGUGGGGAGGAAAAUCAUAACUGCAAAUGACAUUGAUCUCUCCAAAGACAUCUUAUAUGUAAGCUUAGCAGCUGAUGAGCUAGCACGGCGAAGCAUUGUGGACCCCUCAAUCUGCAAGGAAUGCUCUGACCACUCGCUGAAAACCAUGAUGGACCUUUGCUUAAGGUGUGUUUCGAACCAUGUGUCGGGUCGUCCAUCCGUGGAGGACCUAAUCUGGAAUGUGCAGUUUGCCGCUCAGCUUCAGGAAUUGUGGCACCGGGACUCCAAGCCUAGAUGAUUCAUUAGAGUGAGUAAUAUAUGAGCUGAGGGCUUGGUAUUGUACUGAGCCAAAUUAAACAUAUAAAAAGCAGACAUUUCAAAAAUUUAUUUGAAUGCUUCCCCGAUCGAUUUUUUUAGCUGAAAUGUUUUGUGGAUAAACUAGAUUUGAUGAGGAAAGUGCCCAAAAAAUAUCAUCAAAAAAUUCCACCAGAAACCGCCCCAAACGGCGGCGGCCGGACGGAAUAUCCUGUCCCUCCGGCUGGACAAGAUUUUUUCCGUAUAUAUAUAUAUAUAUAUGUGUGUGUGUGUGUGUGUGUGUGUGUAUGGAAGAGUUCAAAUAAAAAGUGAUCUUCCCGUGCAAAGUACAAAUUUUCACUUUUGCAUGUUUCGCUUGCACUUUUGCUUAUUUCCGCUGCACUUUUGCACAAUUGCGAAUUUUGUCAAAACCGACCAAAAUGACGGUGACAGUUUUGUAAAUAACUCGGUUUUUUUCGCUACCGCAAAAAAGUGCAACAAGAACAUGAAAACGUGCAAGCGAAACAUGAAAAAAUGCAAAUUUCGCACUUUGCACGCAAAGACCACUUUUUAUUUGAACCAUCCCCUAUAGUGAGAACCCCUUUUAGAAUGAGAACUCAUUUUAAAAUGAGAACUUCUAAUUUCUACCAUUAAUUUCUAUCAUCAAUGGUUAAUAAUGACAAGGUUGAUUAAUUGCAUAAGAAUCCCUUUUGAAUUUGGGUAAUUAUGAAUAUGACCCCAUGUGAAUCAUAAUCAUUGAUAACAAUAAAUGAAAGAUUGAGAUUUAAAGUUCUCAUUAUAAAGAGUUCUCACUUUAGGAGGGGUUCUCACUAGAACCCUCCCCAUAUAUAUAUAUAUAUAUAUAUAUAUAUAUAUAUAUAUAUAUAUAUAUAUAUAUAUAUAUAUAUAUAUAGAUGAGAGAUCAAAUGCAAACCCAUCCUAAUAUGCUAACCUCCAAACCUAAUCCUAACCCUCCAUCUAAUUAGAUAACCGUUCGGUUCUACACGUUUGAAGACAUCAAGCAUAUUACACAGAAGGGUGUUUUUGUCAAUUGACUUAAAUCUAAUAAUGGAAGAAUCACGUUCCAUUCCAUAACCGCCUAUACUCUCGUUAGAUCCAUUCCAUCUUUGUGAUUCUCAAUAAUUCCCUUCCAUCUCUGCGAUUAAUAUCUAGUCGUCUCCUUCAUUUCUCUGCUUCUGUUCGUCUGCUACAAAUAUCAAAGCCUCUGGUUAAUCUCUUUCAAUCAUUGUCAUCGAACGCCAUGGAAUCCAGUAUUCUGUAUGAACUCAAUCCAAUUUUAUACUGAAAAUUUGUGGUUAUCAUCUUUCGAUGUAUUCAUGAAUCACUAUGCGUAAGAUUUUAUUUAUUUGAUUGAUGUGUAUAUUAAAUGUUGAUUGUGUCAUCUUCCUUGUCUUUUUUGUUUAAUUACUUUACUUUAAUUCGUUAAACUUCAUUUUACAUAUGUGGCCUUCGUUAAUUUGCUUUUUGUUGAUGUUAAUUUCUAAACAAUUUCUAGGACCACAGAGAAGGGAUGAUCCUGCUUAUAAGGAUUUUCAUCACAAAUUUGUUCUGAAGGAAGGGUACGGUGUUUGAGGAGGUACACGGUCAAUUAGCAGGUUAUGCAGUCAAUUCCCAGAGCAUUGGGGUGAAUUUUUAUUAUAUAGAUGUAGGCAUCAAGUUCUACAAAGAGUUUGCAUCUAUAGUUUGUCCCAAAAUGAUAGCAGGGAUUACUUUGUAUAGUAAAAAGGAUUUGAUAAUAUGAAUAAGUUUAUGUAGUUAUGUUGUUUUGUUAUUUUUGCAAUGUAUUGGUAUGUAAAUUGUAAACAAAUUUGAGAAAUGAAUCUAUUUCUACCUUUUCUUCAUUGUAAUUUAUGUUUUGAACUAUAUGUACACAUGUGUGUCACUAACUCUCAUCCAUUUUCGUAUUACAGUUUGCACUUUACAACA
This is a messenger RNA of Cuscuta epithymum, 4399 nucleotides long. Lineage: Eukaryota; Viridiplantae; Streptophyta; Magnoliopsida; Solanales; Convolvulaceae. The record is from the annotation of a GenBank genome assembly.